This is a messenger RNA of Cynocephalus volans (Philippine flying lemur), 6881 nucleotides long. RefSeq names its product LRR binding FLII interacting protein 1 (gene LRRFIP1). The coding region runs from base 2379 to 5543 and encodes 1054 amino acids. Gene Ontology annotation, molecular function: RNA polymerase II cis-regulatory region sequence-specific DNA binding; DNA-binding transcription factor activity, RNA polymerase II-specific. The record is from RefSeq and is a predicted model, not a curated record. Gene Ontology annotation, biological process: regulation of transcription by RNA polymerase II. Lineage: Eukaryota; Metazoa; Chordata; Mammalia; Dermoptera; Cynocephalidae. The transcript is spliced from 23 exons.
GCCUGACCUUAACCUCACAUAAGCGCUGCGCUUCAAAAAAGCCCCGUGCAUCCAGGGACAUUCAGAUGGAAGCUGAAGAAUAGGGUGAUGGAGAUGUGUAUUAUGAAACUGGAAAGAAGCUACGACAGCGUCCAUAUCUGUUCUCAGCGGUUUUUUCCAACUCUGCAGAUUGCCCCAGUGUUUCCACUACAGUCUCCUCUUGUUCCAGGACCGGUUCCAGGAUCCCACGCUGCAUUUUGCCCUCACAUCGUCUUUGUCUCCUCCAAUCCAUGACAGUCUCUCCGUCUUCCCUUGUGUUUCAUGUCCUGGAAGCAGGUCACUAAGUCCAGCCCAGACUCAGGAAGGGGACUUAGGCUGCACGUCCUGGAGACAAUAGUAUCAAGAAUGUGUGGUCCUGAGGUCAUAAUGAGUAAAUUUGGGGCAAGAUGCGUGGAGCCUGUGCAGAUGUCCUGUGCAGCCCUACAGUGUUCAUCAGUGGAUAUGUCAUCCUUUUUUAGUGUGAAUAUCACAAGUGGGUUGUUUGGUGUAACCAGUGAAUUGAGAGCAGGGAUUGGGAAGCCUUCGUGUUGCCGAGGCCCCUGACGUGGGCACUUUUUGGCCCAUCCCUGUGGCUUUGGCCUUACUGAUGUGUUGACUUCUUCACUUCUAAUGGUCCUGUUUGUCAAGGGUCCUGGCAGUUACAGCUUUAUUGUAAAUCCACCUGCUACUUAUUGUCACGUUUCCCUUUUCCUGGUUUGAUUUGUUUCACUGAGUUCUCCUUUCUCUAAUGUCAAUAUAUGAAGCCCUUCGUGUCAGUCAGGAUGGGCUUGGUCACAAUGCGAUGACAAACACAACUGUUUCCCUCCUGCACACACUGACGUCGCGAUCCGUGGGGGCCUCUGCUCGGUGUGGCCUCUCAGUCCCUGCCUGAUGCAACUUUGUCCUGCAGGGCUUCUGCUAUCAGCACAGGCCCACUUGCUGCUCUUAACACUUGUGCCCAGACAUGGCACAUUUUUUCCCAGCACGGAUGGUGGGAGGGUGCCAGGCGGGCUCCUCUCACUCACAGGAGGGCCUUUGUGCAAAGCAGAAAAAGUGAGGAGAAGCAUCUUCCCACAGGCAGGGCUGGGAAAGGAGAGGGUGUCCUUCCCUCAGACUAGGGGAUCAGGGGCUGGGUGACACCCGUGUCCCCGCAGCUGGGUGCUGCCCAGCCCGGCACAGUGGCCCUGGUUCUGAGCACACCCUGCUUCUGCCACGAGGUGAGGCCAGCUGGACUUCCUUCCUCUGAGUCCCACAGCUGGCUUUUCAUGAGUGUCCUGUUCUCCCAGGUCCUGGCAGCAGGCCGUGGGACAGCUUGGUCUUCUUUAUGCCUGCAUGGGUAUUUUCACAAGAAGGUGGGGCUGCUGGCAAGACUGCGUUUCAAAAUGUUCUUGAAGUAGGCGCCACACCUGCCUGUUAACUUUUCCAGGAUCUGGGGAAAGAACUUGCUCAUCUUUUGAUGUUCUGAAAUAAUGAACAUAGCUUCAGACGAUGGCAGUGUCUAAAUCUAAAACAGAGACAGUGUGUAAGUGCACCGUUCUUUUUGUUCUGCUUUCUUUAUUUGGGAUCUAAUAUUUCGCUCAUUUUGUUCAUGUGCUAAAGUUGUGUCUCAGUGACUCGAUGCUCCUCAGCCAGCUGGGGAUCGAGGCAUGCCUGGGUCAAGCGUGGCACUUGUAUUUUAAGAAUGCAGGAGACUAGAAAUAACCACGGCUCCCAACCGUGUUUUCCCAGCAACUGUUGAUUCUUUCCUGACACCCUAAUGCUGCUCUUUCCCUAUUUUCGGGAUUGUUCUUUUCUGAAAUUAUGUGGCAGCACAUCAAAGAUGGGUUGUUGUACAAGUGUCCAGAGGCAUCGUCGUAAUCAGGUGUGACAGAUGCCUUCAGUCCAGAUCCUUGUUCUAUGAACUUGGGCAAGUCACGUAACCUCAACUUUUCCUUGCCUCUCUUGCCUUCCUGGGAUGAGCAACUGAAACUGUUUUUCUAGAAACUAUCCCUCACCAGUCCCCAGCCCAGCCCAUGCAGUCUAGACCUGGGAAGGAAACUGGAGCCUGAAUCACCGUGUGGAGAGGGUCCCCGUCAAAGCAGGAAGUGAUGACAGGGAGGGAGGAAAAAGCACUGAAAUCAAGUGGCUUAAUACGUUUUUACCUCAUUUCCUCAAGGUCCCAAAAGACUCACCUCUUUUCAGGAUUUCUUUCUCUCUUUCAUUUCUGGGUGUGCUACUGCAGUGACAAGUGUCAGUCCCCUUAUUCUUGCUGCCUUGAUGGAAGUCUCAGCUAGACAUGACUGACAGCGAAGAGGAGCUGAGAGGCGGAGGCCAGGCUUGCGGCGAAGCGGGCGGCCCGCGCCGAGGCCCGUGAGAUCCGGAUGAAGGAGCUGGAGCGGCAGCAGAAGGAGAUCUAUCAGGUUCAAAAGAAAUAUUAUGGGCUGGAUACAAAAUGGGGUGACAUCGAGCAGUGGAUGGAAGACAGUGAGCGCUACUCUCGUAGAUCCAGAAGAAACACGUCGGCUUCUGAGGAAGACGAGCGCAUGUCAGUGGGUAGUCGUGGAAGUCUGAGGUCGCAGCCUGACCUGGAGUACAGGGGUCCCUACGCCUGGACAAAUGGUUAUGAUGGAGAAUUAUAUGGAUCACAGUCCCUGAGUAGAAGAUCUGGCAGGAACUCCAGCUACAGCGGCGAUGGCAGAGCCUCUUUUUCAUCAUCCAGGGAGGAGAAGUUGGGACUCUCCUGCUCCGACCUCGGGCCUCCCAGUGGUGGCCUUGCUGCCAGACCCCUGUCUGCCCAGAAUGGAAACCGGCCCUCCUACCUGUACAGCGCUGCCUGGUCUGCAGGGAGUCGCAGGGCAUCGGUGUUUGAUGAGAGCAGCCUUGGUGGGGCUCGGCGGGGCAGUGCCUGCGGUUCCCAUGCUCCGUCGGAGUACAGCGGCCAUCUCAACUCCAGCUCCCGCGCCUCCUCCAGGGCCAGCUCAGCCCGGGCCAGCCCAGUGGUUGAAGAGAGACCAGAAAAAGAUUUUACUGAGAAGGGGUCUCGCAACAUGCCCAGCUUGUCCGCAGCCACACUGGCCUCUCUGGGUGGGACUUCCUCUCGGAGAGGAAGCGGGGACACCUCCAUCUCCAUUGACACGGAGGCAUCCAUUAGGGAAAUUAAGGAACUCAAUGAGUUAAAGGACCAGAUUCAGGAUGUAGAAGGCAAAUACAUGCAGGGAUUGAAAGAGAUGAAGGACUCACUAGCAGAAGUUGAAGAGAAAUAUAAGAAGGCUAUGGUUUCCAACGCUCAGCUGGACAAUGAAAAGACAAACUUCAUGUACCAGGUUGAUACCCUAAAAGACAUGUUACUGGAGCUUGAAGAGCAACUGGCUGAAUCUAGGCGGCAGUAUGAAGAGAAAAACAAAGAAUUUGAAAGGGAAAAACAUGCCCACAGUAUACUGCAGUUUCAGUUUGCUGAAGUCAAAGAGGCCCUGAAGCAAAGAGAAGAAAUGCUUGAGGAAAUUCGACAGCUACAGCAGAAACAGGCGAGUUAUAUCAGGGAGAUUUCUGAUCUUCAGGAAACAAUAGAGUGGAAAGACAAAAAGAUAGGGGCAUUAGAGAGGCAGAAGGAGUUCUUUGAUUCCAUAAGGAGUGAACGAGAUGAUCUUAGAGAAGAAGUAGUCAUGCUGAAAGAGGAAUUGAAGAAACAUGGAAUAAUCCUAAAUUCAGAAAUAGCUACCAAUGGAGAGACUUCAGACACUCUUAAUAAUGUUGGAUACCAAGAAACUACCAAGAUGACGAAAGAAUUAAACACCUUCAGGUCGACCGGGGAUGGGACACUAGGAAGAGCCACUGAAGUGGAGGUGAAAAAUGAAAUUGUGGAGAAUGUGGGGAAAAAAGAAAUCUUGCAGAAUUCUGAGCAAGAACAGCACAAAGAGGACACAGUACAGGAGUGUGUGGACAUAGAGGUAUUACAUCCUGGUGAAAAUACCGAGGACCAGAAAUCGCGCGAAGACAACGCCCCAUCCCUAGGAACAUUAGCGAGUGCUGAAUAUGAGGAACAGGUUGAAAGCCGGACUCUAGAGCACACUUCUUUCCCUGCAAGUACAGAGCAGGUUGAGUCACAUGAGGUCGUAAACAUGCCAGAUGACAGGACUGGAGCCUCUCUUGAGCAGUCCAGCUGUCUGAGUGACUUAGAUAGUGAAGUCCCAGGUCCUGUGAGUGGGCAGGACAGUUGUAAUGCCUUGGAUUUCCAAAACCAAGGUAAAGAAUCUGUAGAAAAGCAGGAAAGAGAAAUACAAGAGGUUAGCCAAAAACCACAUCAGGAGUCUGUUCCUUUGCAAGUGUCUGAGGUUGAAAGGGUGAGCAGUACAGACACUGUGGGGCGAAGUGAAAACCAGACAGUGAAUGUGGAAGAGGCAGGAGCAGCUAAUGUCGGGCAUCAGUUGGGCACAGUGGCCUCAAGUCCCCCACAGUACAGCAGCGACACAGCAAGUCAUGAUGAAAAAUGUGUGGCAGAUGCCCCUAAAGAGUUGGACCCAAGCACAGGGCACAGUUUAGAGAACGAAAUCGCCAACCAGGAAGUAGCUGAGCCCAAGGAGGUCCCAAUUCAGAGUGCAGGAGCAGGUAGGGAGAACCGUGAAGGAGAACACGAAGAAUCAGGAGUGAGGGGUGAGAAGCCAGGCCCGGCAGAAGUCCAGACCUUUCCUGGUUGUCCAGCAGCCAAGAGCAGCCGCCAGGAGACAGCAGAUAUGAGGGCGGUAGAUAGCGAAAGCGAACCCGUAGAUAGGAAAGACCCUGACGAAGAAAAGUGCGACCAACAGGGAGAGGCAUUGGACUCGUCACAGAAGAAGACAAAGAGCAAGAAAAAGAAAAACAAGAAGAAAAAGUCACCAGCAGCUGUAGGAACCGUUAACGAUGUUAAGAAGGAGUUAACAUACCAGGACACAGAUUUAAGUGAAGUCAAGGAAGAACAGGUAAAAUGUCCUGACAGGAAACCAGCAGAGGAAGCACAAAGAGAGGGGACCAAAAAUCCAGAACAGGAAAUUGGAGCAGAAAGCGGUGAAAAUGUUAAUUGUCCAGAAAAUCCUAACGUUGAGCUGGAUAGAAAGCUUAACCAAGACGAUGAUGACAUAAAAACAAAGGUAGGGAAGGUAAUAACCAAUGGAGACACAUUAAGUUUUGAAGCUGACACAAUUCAGUCCUCAGGCACUAGUGCUAGUGAUAAAGAGUUAGAUGAACAUCUUGUAGAGGACGGUGCUAACAAAGAGGGUGCCACGCGAAGCAGCCCCCUAGAGCCAGAGGAUGAAGUGUACAGCAGCUCCCUGCUCGAUCACACAAGUCCCUCAAAGGACAUUGCUCAUGCCUCUCAAACAGAAAGCACAGAGAGGCCUGUGACGCCCGAACAUCCAAGUCAGGCAGUCAGGAAAGCUUUAGACAGCAUUAGUCUAGAGAACGAUGACUUGUCGGCAGCAGGAGAGGUGAAAGAGUCCAGCUCAGAAGGCAGAGAAGAUGCAGGCAGAGGGGACGGGCAGGGCAAAGGCAAAGAAGACUGCACCAUGUCCUAAACUGAGGCAGGCAGCAGAGUGUCAGGCCGGUCUUAGGGAGGAGCCGAGGGCUUCACACAGCAAGUCUGACCGGAAGAGACUGUCGUCCUUUAUGUCCUCUAGUGAUGUUCGUAAGAUGUUCUAAAUUGAUGUAGAUGCACCGAAUGACAAUCAGUCACCAAGUUAUCUGCUACUGUAAGUUACAGACUGGUACUUGUAGGUUUACGUUAAUCAUUGAGAGUAUCACCCAGAUUAGAAAGACAACAUGUGUUAUCACUAUAAGUUCUAAUUGGGAGCAUUCCAGUAGUAUCAACAAUAAUGUAUACUGUUUGUAGUCCAGCUUCAAGUAAAAAUGAAAAUAUUUAAACAUUUGCCUUAGGCUGAUAUGAAUGUGGAUAUCCUUGAUCAAAUAUAUCAGCUUCUAAUCUAAAUGACCAAAUAGCAUUCUUACAUUUCUGUAUUAUGAGUAUAGUUGAUAUUUAAAUUAAUGUCUCCUUCACAUAUAUGUAUUUUCAUAUUUGAUUUUAAUAUGUACAUUAUAACCUACAGGGUAUUUUAUUUAAAGAAGAUAAAUAGCCAAAUAGCAUAUAGGUCACUGAGUGGUAAGAUUUGCACCUUAGGAUAAUAAUUAAUCAUUUUUAGGACAACAAAUAAAUGUCUGAAAGCUCUGGGGAGAUCUUAUUUGCCUUUAUCUCAUAUGAGUAUUUUAUCUCAAACCAAUGCUUUUGGAUCUCGUUGUUGAUACCUGAAUUUACAUUGUAGGAGAUUUUUAUUUCACUUCAUGCUGGUAAUGUACCAAAUUCAUUUAUACACAGAUAUUUUUUUCUGGAAGUGACACGUUGAAAUUGCCUUUCCUACUGCAGUAUUUGGGUGGGGUCAGUCAUUAAAAAAAUGUUUUUAAUUUUAAAAUUCUCUUUCUGUUUGAAUGUCUGAUCAUUUUUCAAAAGAGCAAUGUAAAAGGUUACUUGUUUUUGUGCAAACUACUAAUUAGACAAUAAUAGGAUAUUUUAAAGAGCUGAAUCACUUUGGGUAUUUUGGUAUAAAUAUUUUAAUUUUUUGUUUCUCAGUAUAUUCUUAUUGGAAAAUUCUUGUUUUGAGCUGCCUGAAGGAAAUAUAUAUUUUUUUCUACAUAAAGAAGCAUUUUUAAAAAAAUAAUUGUAAGGUUAAAUUUAAAAAUUGUAAAAUAUAAAAUCACAGUGGAAUGUACAUUACGAAUGCUGUUGAAACUUUAUGAAAUCAUGUGAAUUCGUAUUACUGUUACAAGAUAUAAUUGAGUACAAAAGGACCAAAAACCUCGAUGAAAUUUGAGGCAAACAUAAGUGUUACUGUGUAAUUGAAAUAAAACAUAUCAUAAUUUUA